AUGCUGUCGAACGGGAGUCGCAAGAAGAAGAUCAGAGCUCCAAGGAAAGUGAUGGAUUUUGAAAAAUCAUGGGCUGUCUUAGCCGCUGCCAUAAGAGAAAUUGAAAAUAAAAACGCUUAUGAACUUUCAUUUGAAGAAUUAUAUAGAAAAUCUUAUAAUUUGGUAUUAAGGAAAUAUGGGAAACAAUUAUAUGAAUCUGUUAAACUAUUGAUUGGUGAUUAUUUACUAGGUUUAAAAGAUCAUUUAAACAAAGAAUAUGAUUUAACUAAUGAUAAUAAAUUGGAUUAUUUAAAAGAUAUAAAAGACAAAUGGGAAGAUCAUAUUCUUGCAAUGAGAAUGAUUAGUGAUGUAUUAAUGUAUUUGGAUAGAGUUUAUGCUAAAGAAAAUCAUUUACCUUUAAUUUAUGAUGUGGGGAUAAAUUUAUUUCGUGAUAAUUUAAUAAAAUUUAACUCAAAUACCAUUGGUAAUCAAUUAAAUAUGUUAAUAAUGGAUGAAAUAACUUCAAAUCGAAAUGGGUUAAUUAUUGAUAUUUUUUUAAUAAAAUCAAUUAUAAAUAUGUUUGAAUCAUUAAUUGAAGAUGAAAAAAACAUUGAAUUAGGUGAAAAUUAUUAUUUAAAAUAUUUUGAACCUUUUUAUUUAAACAAGACUUUUGAAUAUUAUGAAAAACAAAGUAAUGAAAUCUUGGAUUUACAAAAUGGUACCAUAUAUUUAAAAAUGAUUAAUGAAUUAAUUAUAAAUGAAGAAAAUAAAUCUAUAUUAUAUCUACCCAAUAUAACAUAUCCAAAAUUAAUUAAAUUAAUUGAUGAAAUAUUAAUUUCAUCCAAGAUUGAUCAAGUUAUGAAAUUUAAUAAUGAAGGUUUAAAAAAUUGGAUCUUGAAUGAAAAAUAUGAUGAUUUAAAUCUCUUGUAUAAAUUAUUAUCAAGAGUUGAUUAUUUUGAUGGAUUUAAAUUACAAAUUAAUGAAAUUAUAUUAGAAGAAGGUUCAUCAUUAGAAUCAAAUGAUAUAGUGGAAACAAUACCAGGUGAUGGCAAUAACAAAAACAACAAAAAUUCAUCUAAAAAGGCAACAACAUCACAAGCAUUAUUAUGGAUUGAAAAAAUUAUAAAAUUAAAAGAUAAAUAUGAUUUAAUUUUGAAAAGUUUAAACAAUGAUUUGAAUUUACAAAAAACUAUAGAAAAUUCAUUUGUGGAAUUUUUAAAUAAAAAUUCUAAAUUAUCUGAAUAUUUAUCAUUAUUUAUUGAUGAUUUAAUUAAAAAAUCUGGAAAUAAAUCAGAAGAAGAAAUUGAAAUAAUUUUAAAUAAAUCAAUAAUCAUAUUUAGAUUUAUUAAAGAUAAAGAUUUAUUUGAAAAAUAUUAUAAAAAUCAUUUAGCCAAAAGAUUAUUGAAAAAUUCAAAUGAUUUAGAAAGAGUUGUUAUUGCCAAGAUUAAAAAUGAAAUUGGUUCAUCAUUCACAUCAAAAUUAGAAGGAAUGUUUAGAGAUAUAAAUUUAUCAAAAGAAGUUUCUAAAAAAUUUAAUUCCAAGAUUUUUGAAAUUAAUGUUUUAACUAAAACUUUUUGGCCUAUUCAACCAACAACAAAUAAUGAAGAAAUUAUAUUACCUCAACAAUUAGAAUCCCUUAAGAGAAAAUUUAAUGAUUAUUAUUUAAAUUUAUAUAAUGGUAGAAAUUUAAAUUGGUCUUUUAAUUUUGGUUCAAUUGAUAUAAGAAUUAAAUUUGAUAAAAAAAUUCAUGAAUUAAAUAUGUCAAUAUAUUGUGGUAUUAUCGUAUUAUUAUUUGAAGAAAAUGAUGAAUUAACAUUUAGUCAAAUUGAAACAUUAACUCAAAUACCAAAAUCUGAUUUAAUUAGAAGUUUACAAUCAAUUGCAGUGGCACCAAGAACAAGAAUCUUGACCAAGAAACCAAUGUCCAAAGAUAUUAAACCAAAUGAUUUAUUUAAAUUUAAUAAUUCUUUUAGUUCCCCCAUGACAAAAGUUAAAAUUUUAACAGUGGCAAAUAAAAUUGAAAAUGAUUCUGAAAGAAAUAAAACAAUGGAAAAAAUUGAUGAAGAUAGAAAAUUUGAAUUAGAUGCAGCAAUUGUUAGAAUUAUGAAAAGUAGGAAAACACUAAGACAUAAUGAAUUAAUUGUGGAAACUGUUAAACAAAUUACAAGAUUUAAACCAUCACCACAAUUUAUUAAAAAAAGAAUUGAAGCAUUAUUAGAAAGGGAAUAUUUACAAAGAGAUAAAGAUGAUAGAGGAAUUUAUCAUUAUUUGGCAUAA
Messenger RNA from Hansenula ciferrii, 2256 nucleotides. RefSeq names its product cullin family protein. Gene Ontology annotation, biological process: protein ubiquitination; ubiquitin-dependent protein catabolic process. Lineage: Eukaryota; Fungi; Ascomycota; Saccharomycetes; Phaffomycetales; Wickerhamomycetaceae. Gene Ontology annotation, cellular component: Cul3-RING ubiquitin ligase complex. Gene Ontology annotation, molecular function: ubiquitin protein ligase binding. The coding region runs from base 1 to 2256 and encodes 751 amino acids. The transcript is spliced from 2 exons. The record is from RefSeq and is a predicted model, not a curated record.